Cuscuta europaea is the source of this 4433-nucleotide messenger RNA. Lineage: Eukaryota; Viridiplantae; Streptophyta; Magnoliopsida; Solanales; Convolvulaceae. The record is from the annotation of a GenBank genome assembly.
CACACCCGAUCUGGCCUGGCCUGAUUCCUUUAUUUAGAUUUUCAUUUCAUUUCAUGUUGUGCUGGCUUUAUUGAAGAGGGAGAGACAGUAAAGAUACAAAAAGAAAAUGGCGUUAAACAAUGGAAUCAAAUCACAAGUUUGACUGGACUGAGAUCGUGAGAACAUGAGUGCGACAGAAAUCGCACACCCACCUUCGUUAGCUGAAUGUGAAAGCAAAGACUCCAAAAAGCCAAAACAAAGCUGCGUUCUCUGUUCUUUUUACCCCUCUUUUGUCUUCUUGCUUUUUCUGUUGCUCUGAGACAUUCUCUAGUAUGGGGAAGUACUAAUCCAUUCAUGUGAGAUUGCCUAAGUACGAUCUUUCACCCCUCCUGACUCACCAACGUCCUGUCUCGCCCCAUCAUAUAGACCUUUCCUGGUCGUCUUCGCCGUACCAUUUGAUCAACUGCACGUACUUCCCUCAAGAACAUACAUUUCAUAUCAUGAACAGCCGCCACUGCUGUUAUGUUGUGUGGUUAUAAUCUUCAAUUCCUCCACGUUAAUUUCCUUGUAAAUAUCUUGAAAUUUCCCAAGAAAAAUGAAGAUUUUGACUGUAGAGGUGAUGCUAGAUGUGCUGCUGCUGCUGUUUCUGAAAUGUAGCUUUGCGGUGGGAGAUGAACAGGUGAUGAGGCUGUUGGACUUCAUGAAGUCGUCAGUUGAAAGUGAUCCAAACGGGUUCUUGAAACACUGGGAUUCUUCUUCUUCAAGCCCCUGCAAAUGGAAUGGCGUGGUUUGCUCUCCUGCCCAUGAAGGUCAAGUCACAGACCUCAAUCUUCAAAAUGCAAACCUCUACGGCUUCCUCCACAUCUAUCAUCUCAUGGCUCUCCCUUCUCUCAGGAAUCUUCGGUUGAGUGGCAACCGUUUCUACGGAAAUCUUUCACUCACAUCAGAUUCUUCUUCUUGCAGCAGUAGCUUUGAGUCUCUUGAUCUAUCAUCUAACAACUUCUCAGAUUCUCUGGAUUUGAGUCCCUUGUUGUCUGCCUGCAAUCGCCUCACAUAUCUUAACCUUUCCCAGAAUUCGAUCCCUCAUCUGGUGCUCAAGCCAUCUCCCUCGGUUCUCCAGGUUGAUGCCUCAAAGAACAAGAUUUCGAAUUUAGACCUUCUGGAUUACUCUCUGUCCGACUGCCAGAACUUGAGCCUGCUCAAUUUGUCUGAAAACAAGCUGAGUGGUAAUCUGAUGAAAAGCUCGCUUUUUUCUUGCAACAACCUAGGACUUCUUGAUCUGUCGCACAACAAUGUCUCCGGAGAUUUCAAUGAUGUUGAAUUCGGGGCUUGCGGCAAUCUGGCUGUACUAGACUUGUCAUUCAACAGCCUCUCAGGUUCUGAUUUCCCCACCAGUCUUGGGAAUUGCCAGAAUCUGGAGAAACUCCUUAUCGGGCAUAACUUGAUUCAACUGAAGAUUCCAGGGGGCUUGUUAUCAAAGCUGAAGCGUUUGAGAAAUUUGGGAUUGGCCCACAACAGUUUUUCCGGGGAGAUUCCGUCGGAGCUGGGUGGAAUUUGUACCACUCUCGAGGAUCUUGAUCUUUCCGGGAACCAGUUAUCCGGUGAGCUCCCGUCCACGUUCAGAGCGUGCUCCUCCACGCUCACCUCUCUCAACCUCAGCAAUAAUCAUCUCUCCGGCGACUUCUUGAGCAGCGUCGUUAGCCGGCUUGAGAAUCUCAGACGCCUCUCGGUUUCUUUCAAUAACUUAACCGGUCCGGUUCCGAAGUCUUUGGAAAACUGUCCCCACCUUGAGGUGCUCGAUCUUAGCUCAAACCGGUUCGACGGCGGCGUGCCUUCCUGGUUAUGCUCACCGGUUUCUAUCCUGCAGACGAUGGCGCUGGCAAACAACCAACUUUCCGGGUCAGUCCCACCGCAACUCGGGUUCUGCAAGAACCUAAUGAAAAUCGAUCUCAGCUUCAACCGCCUGAGCGGUUCUAUCCCGUUGGAAAUCUGGAACCUUCCGAAUCUCUCGGAUCUGAUCAUGUGGGCGAACUCUUUCACAGGGGAGAUUCCUGAAGGCAUUUGCAGUUCCAGAUUUGGAGGAGGAGGGAAACUCGAAACCCUAAUCCUCAAUCACAAUUUCAUCUCCGGACCGAUUCCGAAGUCGAUUUCGAAGUGCACCCAGCUGGUUUGGGUUUCUCUGUCAAGCAACCAGCUGACAGGCGAGAUUCCUCCGCAAAUCGGCGAGCUCUCGAAGCUCGCGAUACUCCAGCUAGGGAAUAACUCUCUGUCCGGCACGGUUCCUCCUGGCCUAGGAAGGUGUAAGAACCUGAUAUGGCUGGAUUUGAAUAGCAAUAACUUAACGGGUCCGGUUCCUGCCGAACUAGCCGAUCAGGCCGGGCUUAUCGUCCCCGGCGGUGUGUCGGGGAAGCAUUUUGCUUUCGUGAGAAACGAGGGUGGGCCUGUGUGCAAAGGCGCAGGUGGUCUGGUUUACUUCGACGGAAUCCGCGAAGAGAUUCUAGAAAACUUCCCGGUCUUCCAUUCCUGCCCGUCGAUUAGGGUUUACUCUGGCACCACGAUCUACACGUUUUCCAGCAAUGGGAGCAUGAUUUACCUUGACCUCUCCUACAAUACACUGUCCGGAACCAUUCCUCCCAGCUUUGGUUCAAUGAAUUAUCUGCAGGUGUUAAAUUUGGGCCACAAUGAUUUAACCGGAACCAUUCCUUUCAGCUUCGGCGGUCUUAAGAGAACUGGUGUGCUUGAUGUCUCUCACAACCAUCUUCACGGCCGAAUCCCAGGGUCACUCGGAGCGCUCUCAUUUCUCAACGAUCUAGAUCUUUCCAACAACAACCUCUCCGGGGAGAUUCCUUCCAGCGGGCAGCUGAUCACAUUCCCUGCUGCUCGAUACGAAAACAACUCUGACCUAUGUGGUGUACCCUUACCCCCCUGUGGUGCAUCUGAUUCAUCGUCAAGUGCACAAUACGACCAGCAACAAGAUAGGAAGAAGCGGGCAACCACUAUAUGGAUGGUCGCCGGGUUUACAGCAUCUUUUAUUGCAUUGUGCGGACUACUCGUUUCACUCUUGAGAGUGAGGAAAGGUCAGGAGAAGAAGGCAGAAGAAAGGAGGGAUAAGUACAUUGAGACCCUUUCGACUUCCGGAAGCAGUACCUGGAAGCUCUGCAGCGUACCUGAGCCACUCAGCAUUAAUGUGGCCACCUUUGAGAAACCUUUGAGGAAGCUGACCUUUGCGCAUCUUCUAGAAGCGACCAACGGGUUUAGCACAUCGUCAAUGAUUGGUUCAGGUGGGUUCGGGGAGGUCUACAAGGCGCAUUUGAAGGAUGGUUCAGUCGUGGCGAUCAAGAAGCUCAUCCACGUGACGGGCCAAGGUGACCGUGAGUUCAUGGCAGAAAUGGAAACAAUCGGGAAAAUUAAACACCGAAACCUCGUACCGCUAUUGGGGUAUUGCAAGAUCGGAGAGGAGAGGCUUCUUGUAUACGAGUACAUGAAAUGGGGGAGCUUAGAAGACGUUCUUCAUGAGACUCGAGACAAAGCAUGGCUCAACUGGGCAGCCCGGAAGAAGAUCGCGGUUGGAUCUGCAAGAGGGCUUGCAUUUCUUCACCAUAGCUGUCUCCCGCAUAUAAUUCACCGCGAUAUGAAAUCUAGCAACGUCCUCCUGGACGAAAACUUGGAAGCCCGGGUGUCCGAUUUCGGAAUGGCCCGCUUGGUGAAUGCGCUGGAUACUCAUCUUAGUGUGAGCACACUUGCGGGCACUCCAGGAUAUGUCCCACCAGAAUAUUACCACAGUUUUAGGUGCACAACUAAAGGUGAUGUCUAUAGCUACGGUGUCAUACUUCUUGAGCUUCUCUCGGGUAAGAGGCCCAUAAACACUCGAGAUUUCGGAGAUGACAACAACCUGGUGGGCUGGGCUAAGCUGCUGCAUAAGGGCAAUAGAAGUCAUGAGAUAUUCGAUCCCCAACUCAUGAGCGAUUUGUCUGGUGAAUGUGAUCAGCUCUAUCAGUAUCUUAAGAUUGCGUUUGAAUGCCUAGAGGAGAAGCCGUAUCAAAGGCCAACCAUGAUACAAGUUAUGGCCAUGUUUAAAGCAUCGUCUUUGCAUGAUGAUUCAGAGAGUGAUAUUCUUGAUGACGUCUCAGUCUUGAUCGAUGAGUCACCCGAAGGCGAACCGUAGUCUGCCAUGGUUCACUGGCUAUAAGCUUUGAUCUGUUGCAGAUUCUUGCUCAGUGGAUGGCUCAAAAUGUCGAUGAGAUCAUAGAACUAGUUGUUUUUUCCCUUUUUGGCUGUUGGCCUGUUGUAUGUAAUUUGUAAAUAUUAGGUGAUAUGUUCUCAGAUGAAAGUCAUAAGAACAUCUCAAAUAUUCAAUUUAACUUCAUUAGUUGCAGACGGGUUUGUCCUAAUGCAAACAUUAAAAAGACAUUUAACUUCAUUGGUGCUUUUGGUUGGUUGAAUUGUAAUUGUAA